AUGCGAUUCUACACUCUUGUACUGGUGGCGACUACUGGCCUCUUGGCUUGCAAUGACGCCGCCAGUGCUGCAUCGAGCGCCAAAAUCACGAAGGUGUCGAAGGUGAUAUCACGUGACCAAGGCGUCCAGCGCCAAUUUAUUGGCGGUGUCACCGAUGACAGACAAUUGCUGAGAGCUCAACCAGAGGGCAACGACGACGAUGACUCUAAGCCUACCGACGACGACCAGAAGUCAAAGUACGAAACUUCUGCCGAUACCAAGACGAAGAGUGAUGAUCCGGAUGAAUACACGACCGCCAAGUCCGGCAAGUCCAGCUCGGGGAAGGGCGAAGAGAGAGGAAUUAUUGUUGAUGGUCUCUAUGAAGAGAAGUACGAAGACUGGUUCGACGAAGGCAAAACGCCGGGUGAUGUUGCGGAUGACCUGGGCCUGGGCGAUUUCGGCCUGUUUGAGAACCCUAUCAAGCGCCGCAUUUACCGGGGCUACAAGCGGUUCUACCGUGACGCAUGCGACGAACCUCGCAACCAGCGUUUCUGUCGCGAGAAUGAGGAUGGCGUGGAGGACUACUAG
Molecule: messenger RNA, 567 nt
Organism: Phytophthora sojae
Lineage: Eukaryota; Oomycota; Peronosporomycetes; Peronosporales; Peronosporaceae
Gene: Avh1b-30
Product: avirulence protein 1b
Exons: 1
Coding region: 1-567 (188 amino acids)
Source: RefSeq, a predicted model, not a curated record